CUCGACAAACAUCACCCUUUGGCUUCCAGCCAUUUCCUCUUACCCAAUACUACAGCCCUACGAAGCGCCUUUGAUGCGAUAGUUGGCCCGCCCAACUCUGCCCACAAUGGAUGCCGCCGCCAUUCGAAGCUGCAUCGCUGCGACGCUCGACGCUGAUGCCGACGUCCGUCGGAGGGCUGAGAUUCAGCUGAAGCAGGCCGAGGGCCAACCUGGUUUCACAGAUGUCCUACUGGAUCUCGUCCAGUCAGAGCAAAAUGGCAACCUUCAGCUCCCAACCGUCAUCUAUCUCAAGAACCGGGUCAACCGUGCCUGGGAACGUUCUGAAUACUACCUAAACGAUACGUUGAUAUCCGACGAUGAGAAGGCGCGCUUCCGAGAACGGUUAUUGCCUAUCCUCGCAGGCUCCCAAAACCUGGUGCGGCAUCAGCUCGUGCCGAUUCUGCAGCGUAUCCUGCACUUCGACUUUCCCGACAAAUGGCCGACGUUCAUGGACUACGCCGUGCAGCUUCUCAACACCAACGAUGCACGGUCGGUCCUGGCCGGCUUGCAGUGUCUAUUGGCAGUGUGCCGGGCCUACCGUUUCAAGGCGAGCGAUAGCGAUAGCAGAGCUCACUUCGACAAGAUCAUCGAGGCCACUUUCCCUCGGUUGUUGGUGAUAUGCAGCGAGUUGGUGAACCAGGAUAGCGAUGACGCUGGCGAGAUGCUACACAUUGCCCUCAAGUGUUACAAGCAUGCAACAUGGCUUGAACUUUGUGACUUCCUCCGCCAGAGCGCUGUCAAUCUCGGAUGGUGCACUGUCUUCCUUCAGACCGUAUCCAAGCCCAUUCCCGAAUCUGCCAUGGUAGGCGAACCCUUGGAACGGGAGCGUCACCAUUGGUGGAAGGCCAAGAAGUGGGCGUACUUCAAUUUGAACCGCCUGUAUAUCAGACAUGGCAACAUGCAGUCAGCUCUGGACAGGUCGGUGGAGCCACCAACACGGUUUAUCAAGGAAUUCUCAGCCCAGGUCGCCCCGGAGAUCCUCAAACACUACCUCCAGGAGAUCGAGAAAUGGGUGGCCAAGACCAUCUGGCUCAGCCGGCCUUGCCUUUCCUACACAAUCGUGUUCCUGGAUGAGUGCAUUCGGCCCAAGGAUAUGUGGGCGCAUCUGAAGCCGCAUUUGACCAACCUAGUUACUCACUUCAUCUUCCCGGUCCUUUGCCUAACAGAGGAGGACAUCGAGAAGUUUGAGGAUGAGCCUGAGGAGUACCUCCACCGGAAACUCAACUUUUUCGAGGAGGUUUCUGCGCCGGACGUUUCGGCCACUAACUUCUUAGUCACGCUGACCAAGGCGAGGAGGAAACAGACUUUCGAGCUUCUCACCUUCAUUAACCAGGUGGUCAACGAGUACGAGCAAGCGCCUGAGGGGAGCAAGAACCACAUCGCGAAGGAAGGUGCUCUGCGCAUGAUCGGCACCCUUGCACCCGUCAUCCUAGGCAAGAAGUCACCGAUAGCAUCCCAGGUGGAAUACUUCAUCGUUCGCUAUGUUUUCCCAGACUUCACCAGCGAGCAGGGGUUCCUUCGCGCUCGUGCUUGCGAUACCAUCGAGAAGUUUGAGCAACUGGACUUCAAGGAUCAAAGCAACCUUCUCGCCGUCUACAGACACAUUCUCGACCGCAUGGCCGACCCGAAACUGCCCGUUCGUGUGACAGCAGCCCUGGCGCUGCAGCCGCUGAUUAGGCACGACAUCAUCCGGGCGAGCAUGCAGACGAGCAUCCCGACCAUUAUGCAGCAGCUCUUGAAGUUGGCCAACGAGGCUGAUAUUGAUGCCCUAGCCAAUGUCAUGGAGGACUUUGUUGAAGUGUUCGCUGCAGAGCUCACUCCAUUCGCUGUGGCUCUGAGUGAACAGCUCCGCGACACGUACUUGCGUAUCGUCAGGGAGUUGCUGGAGAACAGCGACAAGCGGGACGAUCUUGACAACGAGUACGGCGACUUCCUCGAUGACAAGAGCAUCACAGCUCUGGGAGUCCUACAAACCAUCGGCACUCUCAUCCUCACGCUCGAGAGCACACCGGACAUCCUGCUCCAUAUUGAGAGUGUAUUGAUGCCUGUUAUUCAAAUCACCCUCGAGAACAAGCUCUACGACUUAUACAACGAGGUGUUCGAAAUCAUUGACAGCUGCACAUUUGCCGCCAAGCAGAUCUCACCUACCAUGUGGAAGGCAUUUGAGCUUGUUCAUGCAACGUUCAAGUCCGGCGCCGAACUCUACCUUGAGGACAUGCUGCCGGCGCUGGACAACUUUGUGCAGUACGGCGCGCCACAACUCAUGGAGAAGCCCGAGUAUGUGGAGGCGCUAUUCUCGAUGGUUUCGGAUAUGUUCACCGACAAUAAGGUUGGCGGUGUUGACCGGAUAUGCGCUUGCAAGCUUGCAGAAGCCAUGAUGCUCAGCCUCCGAGGCCACAUCAACAACUGUGUCCACGGGUUUAUUAACAUGGCAAUGGGUGUCCUCGGCAGCGAAGAAGUGAAACUGAAGUCCUACAAAGUUCACCUGAUGGAGAUGAUCAUCAACGCCAUUUAUUACGACCCCAUCCUUUCACUUCAGAUCCUGGAGACUCAGGGCUGGACCAACAAGUUCUUCAGUCUGUGGUUCGGGAGCAUGGCGUCUUUCACGCGGGUCCAUGACAAACAAUUGUGCAUUUUGGCCAUCAUUGCGCUGCUUAAUAUCAAGCCGGACCAGAUUCCUGCCAGCGUUUCGGAAGGAUGGCCGAGACUGCUCCAGGGCAUCAAGAUCCUCUUUGACACACUUCCAGAAGCCAUGCGCAACCGUGAGGAGGCGCUCAAAGAUGAUUUCCAGUUCGACAGCGGGACAUACGGAUACGACGAGAGUGACGAUGAGUGGGACGAUGAGGAGGCAAACUGGAACGAGCCGGAAAAUGAAGAGGAGCCAAGCAGCGACGCCAAAGACGAAAGCACAGCUUAUUUGGAGUUCCUGAAUGAGGAGGCACAGAAGCUGAAGCCAGCAGACAUGGAAGAAUCCGGGGAUGAACUCGGUGAAGAUAGUGUGUUGCUGGAGUCGCCACUUGACAGGAUCGACCCUUACCUUGCCUUCAGAGAUUGUUUCAAGAAGCUGCAAGAAGAGCAACCUCAGCUCUGUGCGACGCUGCUAAAUCACCUUACUUCCGAAGAUCAAACGGCUCUUCUCGAAGUUUACCAGAGAGCGGAUACCCAAGAAAGGAUGGGCAUGCAGAGUCCAUUCCCUAUAUCGCGCCCGCGCGGCCCUGUGAACGGAGCAAGCUAGUGGCUUUCCUCAUCGACAUAUGCAGCGUCUAUUUUCGGGGGCUAGUUACGACCUGCUUCAGUUGACACUCGACCCCAUCCCGUCAUCC
This is a messenger RNA of Chaetomium strumarium, 3362 nucleotides long. RefSeq names its product armadillo-type protein. Gene Ontology annotation, molecular function: small GTPase binding. Lineage: Eukaryota; Fungi; Ascomycota; Sordariomycetes; Sordariales; Chaetomiaceae. The transcript has 10 exons. Bases 107 to 3274 code for a protein of 1055 amino acids. Gene Ontology annotation, cellular component: cytosol; nuclear envelope. Gene Ontology annotation, biological process: protein import into nucleus. The record is from RefSeq and is a predicted model, not a curated record.